Pelobates fuscus (common spadefoot toad) is the source of this 3518-nucleotide messenger RNA. RefSeq names its product ankyrin repeat and SOCS box containing 5 (gene ASB5). Gene Ontology annotation, molecular function: protein binding. Bases 169 to 1092 code for a protein of 307 amino acids. The record is from RefSeq and is a predicted model, not a curated record. The transcript has 7 exons. Lineage: Eukaryota; Metazoa; Chordata; Amphibia; Anura; Pelobatidae. Gene Ontology annotation, biological process: intracellular signal transduction; positive regulation of protein catabolic process; protein ubiquitination.
AGUGUCCAAUGCACCAGCCUUGUGUUAGUGAAAAGACUUUAGUGUUGUUGACAUAGAGUACAAUCAUUCUUUUAUCGGAAUGCCAAGGAGGAAAUGCAUGCAGAAUCACCCUUGGGAACGUUGUUGAUCCAAUGAAGGGAGAGAUCACUAUAACGCAGAGCAGUAAGCAUGUCUGUAAAUGCUGCAACACAGGACAGUCACAAGAGGAAAAGAAGCCUAGAUACUCCAGAAAAGUAUCCGGCAAAGCGUAGAGCAAACUGGGGCAUUCUUACUAACCAAGGAUCUUGGGCGGACCGAUCACCUCUGCAUGAAGCAGCUAGCCAGGGUCGUCUGCUUGCCUUGAAAACAUUGCUUUCACAGGGCUACAAUGUGAACACACUGACUAUCGAUCAUGUAACUCCAUUGCAUGAAGCUUGCCUGGGAGAUCAUGUUGGAUGCGCAAGAACUCUACUGGAAGCUGGAGCAAAUGUGAAUGCUACAACCAUUGAUGGAGUGACCCCUUUAUUUAAUGCUUGCUCAAGAGGCAGCGCUAGUUGUGUGGAACUUCUCUUGGAGUAUGGCGCAAAGGCCCACUGGGAAUCUUGUCUUCCUUCACCCACUCAUGAAGCCUCAAGCAAAGGUCACAGUGAGUGUCUGGAUAUAUUGAUCUCUUGGGAUAUAGAUGUGGACCAAGACAUUCCUCAUUUAGGAACUCCUCUAUAUGUUGCGUGUAAAGGCCAGCAUAUUAUGUGUGUGAAAAAGCUCUUGUAUGCAGGUGCUAAUGUUCAGCGUGGAAGACAUUUGGAUACUCCCUUACAUGCUGCUGCCCAGCAAUCUAAUAUAGAUAUUGUGAGCCUAUUGUUGGACUUUGGAGCUGAUAUCAACGCCAAAAACGUAGACUUCAAGCGUCCAGUUGAUGUAGCUGCUGCGAAAAGUUUAGUGGAAAGACACUUGGUCUCAUAUGAAGCCACUCCAUGCUCACUGUGCCAGUUAUGCAGAUUAUGCAUCCGGGACUGCCUAGGAAGAUCCAACUUUCAUCUUAUUCCACAACUGCAGCUGCCAACUGUACUGAAGGAUUUCUUACAGUAUCGAGAGUGUAUAAGAAACUUUUAAUGACUCAUAAUGAUCUAAACUACCUUUAAGGGUUAACUAAAUAAUUAGAAAUCAUGGGCUCUAUUCAGUAAAUGGUUAAGUCUUCGGUUGGGAUAGCCAGCAAGUAUUACUUCAGCUGUUAUUAUAUAUUGAGCAACAUAAUUAUUCAGCAACCAAAUUAAAAAUUCUAAUAAAAAAUGCACAGCAGAUGUCAUGCACCAGGCCAUGGGAAGGCAACUUUUGCACUCCAGAUGCUGUGGACUACAUCUCCCAAAAUGCAGUCCACAACAUGUAGAGUGCCAAAGGUUGCCUACCCCUGGACUAGGCAUUGUGAUAUGUUAAACCAAAUGGAUGUGCACACCUCUGCUUGGAUUCAGUGCAGUGGCCAUAAAGUUUGGCCAGUUUCAGUAAGUCUUUUAAUUAUUUUAAACAAGUAGUUUAAAUAAUGCUAAAGCUUGUGGCAGGUCCACAUGAGCUACCAGACUGUUUAUAAUAUUAAAAGAUAAAUUUAAUUAUUUAAUAAUAAUUACACAUUUCACCAGUGAAUAGUUUGUGAAAUCGAAAAAAAUAUAUAUCCUGAAAACAUAUUUAUGGCAGACAUCUUUAUUGAAUAGAGCACCAAGGGAGCAAAUAUAAAAUAAAAAGUGCCAAAAUACUCCCAUCUUAUUUUUUAUUUUUACAUUUUUCCAAUAAAUGUGAUUAUCUAGAGUUCAACACUUUUGAGAUAAAUCUAGGAAUAAUGUCAAAUAUUUAGUAGCAAAAAAAUGUAACCAGCUUGAUCUUUUCUUUGGCCUCCAUUGGUCAGUCACUUUAUAUGCAGAGUGUCCACAGCAUAUACACAGUACCUAUAUAUUCAGCACACAUAAUAUUCAGUUACCGGAAUUGCCAAAAUCAAGUCAACUUAUUUAGUUCACACCAUUCUAUACCUGGAGUGUAAUUUGCUCAUAUGACAAAUUUGAGGGUUCAUUGUAACAUUUUGCCCUCUACUCACAAAUUAGUAUGCAUUCAUAAAAGUGGAAGCAAUGAUUGCAAAUUAGUUCAUACUGUGAGAAAGUUUGUUCACGUACAUUUUACCCUUUUCUUCAAUCACUGGGCAUAUUCUUCCUUAUUUAACAAACACACAGAGUAUGCUAGAUAUUUAUUUUUAGGUUUGUACAUUUAGGCUUGUAAAGUAUGCUGAAAUACAUUAAUACUAUUGUGCUUUAAAGGAUUGUCACAUAAAAAUAUAAAUGUUUUCAUUUUGUUUGCAUAUGUAACAAAUGUUCCCAGCACAAAAGAGAUUCACUAAAGAGUAUGUUGUGUAAUAUCGUAUGCCAAUUUGCAAAAAUUUCAGAUGAACUAAUAGCCAAACCAGUAAAAUGUUUAUUUUAUCAGCUAUUUUAGCUUAAACUUUGCUUUAAAGUGUAUUAAUAAAUAAGCCACAGUUCACUGGUUAGUGAAUACAGUAAGUAAGGUGUGAAAACAUUGGUAAUUUCAUUAUUGAAAAAUUAUUUAAUAAAAAAAAAAAAUAAGAAAUAGAAUGAUAUACAGUGUACCUUUCAUCCGAAAUAAGAGUAUUAAUAUAUAACAUGAUCAAAGUUAUACAUAAUCAUUUAUUCCUGAAUUUAAUGUUUCACCUGUUUACAUAUGAUUGCCGAAUAACAAUGUGUUGGCCAUCGUGUAGGAGGCAAAAUAUGCUGCUAUAGCAGGGGUAGGCAACCUUCGGCACUCCAGAUGUGGACUACAUUACCCAUAAUGCUCUUACAGCCAUAAUGCUGGUAAAGCACCAUGGGGGGUGUAAUCUACAACAUCUGGAGUGCAGGAGGUUGCCUAACACGGUUCUAGAGAAAUUCAUCAUAAAUGUAAAUGUAAAUCUUAAUGUAGAGAUUUGGGGCAUAGAUGCUGCCCCUGCAGCCUUGCAAAUGAAAAUAUCACUGUUUACAUUUUGCAAUAUCCAUGAUACAGUGGCUGUCAAUCAAUCUAUGUCAUUUUUGGCAUUACCAUACAAAGCAGUCUGGCACCAGACGCUGGGUGUGCUUCUUUGUAUUGGAUACAUGCAGUACUUCUCUUUAAGAAGUUCUUAACAAAAGUCAUAAAUAUUGAGGCUUUUAUUGAUUGAGCAGUCUGACUAAAGCAGUGCAAUAAAAACUAUUUUCUUUAAAGUUUUCAUUUAAAACAAAGGGGAGGGGGCUGUCAGUAUUUUAAUAUAUUAAAGGAGCACAACUAACUAAAAAUGUGUAUGAGUGUGUGUGUAUUGUUUCUUUAAAAAUAUAUGGUCUCCUUGAAAGAUGUAUUGAUUAAACCGAUAUUUGAAUGAUAGUCUAAUAAAUGACCCAUUACAAGGUGACAAUUAGGAAGUGCAAAUAUUAUACCUAAAUAGUGUUAAAUCUCUUUUUUCGUAUUUCAUGUAGUUGACCUGCUGAUAUGUAAGAAUUAUCAUUCAUGAUAAAAAUAAACAUCUAUGUUUC